ACUUAAUUUGUGCACCUGUAAUACAUGCAUGCAACAUCUCUUUUCUGUCACUUACAUUGAGGUGUCAUAAAUUUUGAAAAGCUGUCCUUCAUGCAACAACACCAAAAACCCCUUCUGUUGCCUGUAUAUUUUGAACCCGUCGAGAGGGGGCCCUGCUGGUUGUCUAUGCUUUUAACUUCUUCUUCUUCUUCUUGAACAACUUCUUCUUCAACAGAGUUCGUUGCUUGUGACUUCUGAAAUAUGGAGUGAAACAGAGCUGAAUUAUUGUAGCCUUAUUUCAAGCAAAGAGCCUAGGGCCUGUUAAAAGGGAGAAUAAGAAUGGGUUCAAUGGCUACUACUUUUUACUUCUUCAGUCUCGUGCUUUCCUUCUCACUGCCAGCCAUUGCCAAGAAAACUUACAUUGUUCACGUGAAUCACAACGCAAAGCCUAAUUCAUACCCCACACACCAUCACUGGUAUCAAUCCCUUGUCACUUCCUCCUCUUCGGAUUCCCUCCUCUACACUUACACCGCCGCAUUUCAUGGCUUCGCGGCCCAUCUCGACCCUCAAGAAGCUGAUGCUCUUAGAGAGAUGGAUUCUGUCCUUAAUGUAUUUGAAGAAGAAAUCUACACCCUUCAGACCACCCACACCCCACAAUUCCUCGGCAUUGAUGCCAACUUUGGCUUGAGUGAUGGACGUAAUUUUAAUGAUGUUGAGCAAGCUUCUGCGGAUGUUAUUGUUGGAGUUCUUGAUUCUGGUGUGUGGCCAGAGUCAAAAAGUUUCGACGACAAAGGCUUGCCAGCAAUCCCAAAACGUUGGAAAGGAAAAUGCAAGUCUACUAAAGAUUUUGAUCACAAACUGUGCAAUAAAAAGCUGAUUGGAGCUCGUUAUUUUGUAAAAGGACACAAAAGAGCAACUCAGUCUAAGGAAAUUGUCUCGUCCAGGGACUACGACGGGCAUGGAACGCAUACUGCUAGCACAGUCGCUGGUUCGCCUGUAGCGAAUGCAAGUAUGUUUAGAUAUGCAAGAGGCACCGCCAGAGGGAUGGCUGUUCGUGCACGGGUGGCAAGCUAUAAAGUGUGCUGGAGCACCGGUUGUCUUCAGUCUGAUAUAGUUGCAGGGAUUGACAGAGCUAUUUUAGAUGGUGUUGAUUUGUUAUCACUCUCGCUCGAGUCUCGAGCUUCUCAACCUCUUCCAUAUUAUGCUGACCCCAUUGCUAUAGGUGCAUUUUCAGCAAUGGAGGCAGGCAUUUUAGUCUCUUGUUCAGCUGGUAACAGGGGACCUGAAAAAUCCUCCGUAAGUAAUGUAGCUCCAUGGAUUAUGACUGUAGCUGCUGGAAGCAUAGACAGAGACUUUCCAGCCUAUGCUUUGCUGGGUAACAAACAGAGGGUGGCCGGGGUCUCGAUUUCCAGAGGAAGACGAAGGGGGAUGGGCAAGCGUAAGCCAGUGAAUCUAGUGUAUCAUAAAGGAAGUAAUAGUUCGAGUAAUUUUUGCCUGCGUGGAACUCUUGAACCAACACUGGUGCGUGGUCAAGUGGUGAUCUGCGAUCAAGGGAAAAUCUCACCUAUAGAAAAAGGUUUAGUGGUGCAUAAAGCCGGAGGUGUUGGGAUGAUACUGGUGGAUAAUACGGUUGUGAAGGAGUUAGUGGCUCAUAACCACUUGCUGCCGACUGUGGCAGUGGGGAAGAAAGGCGGAAAGCUGAUUAAGAAGUAUGUUAAGACUGACCCUAAUCCUACAGUCCUACUUAGCUUUGGUGGAACGGUGGUGGGCGUCCGGCCUUCACCGAUGGUGGCAGCUUUCAGCUCGAGAGGGCCGAAUCCAGUGACUCCACAGAUCUUGAAGCCUGACAUUAUGGCUCCUGGGGUUAACAUUCUAGCUGCAUUUUCUGAGGGUGCUAGUCCAACUGGGUUGAAGGAAGACAAGAGGAUCACUAAGUUUCUCAUUGCAUCAGGAACAUCCAUGUCAUGUCCACAUGUAAGUGGGAUAGCAGCAUUAGUAAAAGCAGCACAUCCAACAUGGAGCCCAAGCGCACUCAGAUCAGCUCUCAUGACCACAGCCUACACUGUUGACAGCACCAACACUCCUCUCCAGGAUGCUGUAACUGCCAAAUUUUCGAACCCAUGGGCUUAUGGGUCUGGUCAUGUAGACCCGAAGAGAGCCCUCUCUCCUGGCCUUGUUUAUGAUAUCUCCCCACAGGACUACGUCACAUUCUUAUGUUCAUUAAAUUAUGACCUUAAUCUCACUUGUCCAAGGAAAUUCAGUGAUCUUGGUGAGCUAAAUUACCCAUCAUUCUCAGUCUUGUUUGGGAAGAAGACUACUGCUGUGCGAUACAGUCGUGAAUUGACAAAUGUAGGCACCGCCAGAGCAACGUACAGAGUGGCAGUGACUGCACCGUCUGAGGUGGCAGUGACCGUGGCACCAGCUAAGCUUGUGUUUAAGAAAGUAGGGGAGAAGCUGAGAUACACAGCCACAUUUGCAGCCAAGAGAAAUGCAAAAAAGCCAGCUGGGGGUGCUGCGUUUGGUUCAAUUGUUUGGAGCAAUGCCAAAUACAAAGUGAGCAGCCCAGUUGCAUUUGCAUGGACAUGACAUAAAAAUAUGUCCAAUGCAUGUUAAUAAGCAUGUGCUUGCUAGCUAGCUGUUUUAGCCUCUAAUUUUGUGUUGGUGCUCUCUAAGUUUUCAAGAGAACGUAGUUGUACUUGUAUUUAUUUUGCAUGCAGCUAAAGCACUUCUGUUGGGUA
Molecule: messenger RNA, 2717 nt
Organism: Ricinus communis (castor bean)
Lineage: Eukaryota; Viridiplantae; Streptophyta; Magnoliopsida; Malpighiales; Euphorbiaceae
Product: subtilisin-like protease SBT1.8
Exons: 3
Coding region: 319-2565 (748 amino acids)
Biological process (GO): proteolysis
Molecular function (GO): serine-type endopeptidase activity
Source: RefSeq, a predicted model, not a curated record